Molecule: messenger RNA, 1729 nt
Organism: Mustela erminea (ermine)
Lineage: Eukaryota; Metazoa; Chordata; Mammalia; Carnivora; Mustelidae
Gene: TMPRSS12
Product: transmembrane serine protease 12
Exons: 5
Coding region: 183-1463 (426 amino acids)
Biological process (GO): proteolysis
Molecular function (GO): serine-type endopeptidase activity
Source: RefSeq, a predicted model, not a curated record
UGUAGCUGCCCUUACUUCUGGAAGCCUUCUGGGCCCUACAAGUCUGAGUUAGUAGGACCCAGUUGUUCUCCACUCCUCUCCCAGCACAAAAGCCCGGCUGUAUGGCACGAGCCAGUGGGUCUGGCCCGUUAAUGAGCACUUAGAGGCAGACGGGGCGCAGGCUCCUCCCUGGCAUCUGUCCAAUGAGCGGACGCCAACUCGGAUACCGCCCAAAGGACUCACGCAUCCCAGCAACCGCACCAAUCUCCCAGGCCUCCCGUCCCCACGCCCCUGGCUUCCUCGGCGGCUUGGCCCUCCCACCCCACGCGCCAGCCUGCCGGCCGGCGCGCCUAUCUUCUAGGCCUCCAGCUCGCGGCCUACGCAGGCAGCCCAUGGCUGCCGCCAUCUUGCCCACUAGGAGUUCCCAAAUGGGGCUGGGGCUCCUGAGCGCUGCACUGCUGUUCGUGGGGAGCGCUCUCCCCGACUUGGGACUCCACUCACUCCCCCGAAGGACUGGGCGCAGCUCCUGGUGGGAGCAGGCCGGUGCCCCUGGGUGGCGGGAGGCCACGCAAGGAGGGCGGAAGGCGCUCCAGGCCCCGAAGGAAGCGGGGGCCACAGAGGAUUGUGGGACAGCACCGCUUGCAGAUGUAUUGGAAGGGUCCAGGAUAGUAGGGGGCACAGCAGCUCAAACUGGCGCAUGGCCAUGGGUAGUUAGCCUGCAGAUUCAAUCAGGCAAAAUUCUUGCUCAUAUAUGUGGGGGAAGCUUAGUGAAAAGUAAGUGGGUCCUCACAGCUGCCCACUGCACUAAGGACACUAGAGAUCCUUUAAUGUGGAGAGCUGUGAUUGGAACUAAUAAUAUAAAAGGGUAUCAUCAUCCACACUCCAAGAAGAUAAAAGUUAAAGCAAUCAUUAUCCAUCCAGACUUCAAUUUGGAAAAUUACGUAAAUGAUAUUGCACUAUUUCACUUAAAAAAAGCAGUGAAAUAUACUGAGUAUAUUCAGCCUAUUUGUCUGCCUUUUGAUGUUUUCCAAAAACUGGACCAAAACACAAAGUGUUUUAUAAGUGGCUGGGGAAGAACAGAAGAAGAAGGUAAUGCUACAGAUGUGUUACAGGAAGCGGAAGUGCAUUAUAUCUCUCGAAAGAUUUGUGGCUCUGAAUGGAGUUAUGGGAAAAUGAUUCCUGACACUUCAUUUUGUGCAGGUCAUGAAGAUGGGAUUUUUGAUACUUGCAGGGGUGAUAGUGGUGGACCGUUAAUGUGCUACUUACCAGAACAUAAACGAUUUUUUGUAAUGGGAAUUACCAGUUACGGAUAUGGCUGUGGUCGAAAAAAUUUUCCUGGUGUCUACUGUGGGCCAUCCUUCUACCAAAAGUGGCUGACAGAUCACCUCUACCAGGCAAGCAAUAAAGGCAUAUUUAACAUAAAUAUUCUACUUGGACAGGUCCUUGUAGCCUCAGGUUCUGUUGUGUUACUAGCAAUUCCAUAAUGAAAUUCUGAAGAAUCUUUAUUUUGCAUUUUGUCCCUCUCCAUGUACUAUAUAAUGAAUAUCACUUAUUCUUUUGGCAAGUAAUUGCCCAUUUUACAGUUCUCAUGUGAAUAUUUUUGGAACAAAAGGAUUGUGAUAUAUUAAAUAUGUAAUUAUAAAUUUGGCACUGAAUCACAUGCUUCUUUGAUGUAUUCUGAUUAUUUUUUUAUGUUAUAAUCAUAAUUUCACAUUUGGAAUACUUUCCUAGAGUUUGUACAGAAUUUUCA